GCGGGAUUUGGGUGGAAACCGCGGGGGUCCUUUAUAAGCGCGUGGGGGCGCGCGGCGUGCUCACACGAGGUCGGCCCCCGCGUUCACGAGAGAAGGGAGGCAAGGCAACCACCGCAGCAGCUGCGACCUGCGAGUGCGAGCGAGGAGGCAGCGCACCACGUCCUGGGCGGGCGGAGGAGUUGGAGCCGGCGGCGCGGAGAUUUGUGCUUGCCCGGCUUGGGGUUGGGGGUGUGAGAGAGACAACCGGCGAUGGCGGCGUCCGCGAGGCCAGGGGAGAGAGCGACCAGCUUCACCGUCGCGUGCAGCCUCCUCAGCCGCUUCGUCCGCCAGAACGGCGCCGCGGCUGCCGAGCUAGGCCUCGGGAUCAAAGGCGAGGUCGAGCAGCAGAGGACGCCGGCGACAAUUAGCUUGCUCCCCGGAGCGGAGGGCGAGGAGGCCGAGAGGACGAAGGAGACCAUGGAGCUGUUCCCGCAGAGCGCCGGGUUCGGCGUCAAGGAUGCUGCUGCCCCUAGCGAGCAAGAAAAUAAAGAGAAGCCUAAGCAGCUCACCAUCUUCUAUGGCGGGAAGGUGCUGGUGUUUGACGAUUUCCCUGCCGACAAGGCAAAGGACCUGAUGCAGCUGGCCAGCAAGGGCAGCCUUGUGGUACAGAACGUUGUUUUGCCUCAACCUUCUGCACCUGCUGCUGUCACCGACAAGGCCGUGCCGGCCCCGGUCAUCAGCUUGUCUGCUGCUCAGGCUGAUGCUAAGAAGCCUGCUCGCACAAAUGCUUCUGAUAUGCCUAUUAUGAGGAAGGCGUCUCUUCACCGCUUCCUUGAGAAGAGAAAGGAUCGUCUCAAUGCAAAGACACCAUAUCAGACUUCUCCUUCAGAUGCGGCGCCAGUCAAGAAGGAGCCCGAGAGCCAGGCAUGGCUUGGAUUAGGACCGAAUGCCGUGAAGUCCAACCUGAGCCUGAGCUAGUACACAACAACAACACAGCCAAAUAAGACGGCACAGCAACCUCACCAAGCCCUUCUGCAGAAUGAUCUGAAAUUUGCUUUGCCACUAGACCGAGUACCAAAAUCAUAAAUAUCUCUCGUUGUCGUGUUUUAGUAUUUCGUUUAGGUCGUGGUUUUACGCCCUCUUGUCACAUAGUUCUGGAUGUAAAGAAAAGUAGCCAGCCAGUCAUGACCAUCACCGUUGAGUCCGAGAGCAGUUUUUGUGGGGGUGUUUUAACACACGGCAGACUCUGAAUUGGCCAUGCUAAGUAAAAUGAUAGCGCAAAGAGAAGUAUAUGUAUUAUUUUCUGAAAGCCAGAUCCAUUUGGCUCUAGCCUUGAUGUAUUCAGAACAAGUGAUUGUAACGGAUCGUGAGUAUCCUCAUCUUGUUAUUGUUGUUGUUUUCUGAUCACAUGGCUUCACCAA
This is a messenger RNA of Sorghum bicolor (sorghum), 1400 nucleotides long. Its product is annotated as protein TIFY 10b. Lineage: Eukaryota; Viridiplantae; Streptophyta; Magnoliopsida; Poales; Poaceae. The record is from RefSeq and is a predicted model, not a curated record. Bases 250 to 957 code for a protein of 235 amino acids. Gene Ontology annotation, cellular component: nucleus. Gene Ontology annotation, biological process: regulation of jasmonic acid mediated signaling pathway; response to wounding; regulation of defense response. The transcript has 5 exons.